This is a messenger RNA of Sardina pilchardus (European sardine), 2764 nucleotides long. It is a transcript of the gene aspn, whose product is annotated as asporin (LRR class 1). The transcript is spliced from 8 exons. The coding region runs from base 158 to 1255 and encodes 365 amino acids. Gene Ontology annotation, molecular function: protein binding. NCBI's taxonomy places the organism in Eukaryota, Metazoa, Chordata, Actinopteri, Clupeiformes, Clupeidae. The record is from RefSeq and is a predicted model, not a curated record.
CUUGUUUUGAACUUUCAUCAAACAUCUUUCAUUGGAUUCACAGCACAGCACACCUGAUUGCUUUCAUUAAUGUCAUCCCAGAAAUCCUCUUGGAGUUAAAUAAGGAUAACGGAAAUUUCAGAGAUUCUACAAGCAGCUACCUGAGACUAUUUGCAUUAUGAAGCUAUUUCUACUGAUGUUUCUCCUUCUGCUGUGUCAUGGCAAACCAUAUCGGCCAGUCGAUAUCAUGGAUGUAAUGGAUAUCCAUGACAUCAUGAUGCAAGACUUUGGGGAUGAUGAUGAUGAUGAUGAUGAUGAUGAUGAUGAUGAUGACGACUAUGACAAUGACUUACUGGACUGUCCUCGUGACUGUGAAUGCUCACUAAAUGUUGUUCGGUGUUCAGACCGGGCAUUAGGACAGGUUCCAGAAAAAAUUCCAGUAGACACAGCGAUGCUCGAUCUCCAGAAUAAUUACAUCUCUGAAAUCAAGGAGGAUGACUUCAAAGGCCUGAACAACCUUUAUGCCUUGUUCUUGCUCAGCAAUGAAAUCACAAAGAUUCAUCCCCGGGCUUUCAGAGAUAUGAAUAAGCUGAAACUCCUUUACUUGUCCUACAACAUGCUGACUGAAAUACCAGCCAACUUGCCGAAGAGUAUUCUGGAGCUACGUCUCAGUGAUAACAACAUCAACCGGAUCCAGAAAGAUGCUUUCAAGGGCAUGAUGUCCUUGCAAGUUUUAGAGAUGACUGCCAACCCAAUUGCAAACAGUGGUAUUGAACUUGGCGCUUUUAAUGACAUGUCUACUCUAUUUCUGCGGAUUGCUGAAGCAAAGCUGACAGCAGUGCCCAAAGAUCUGCCAUCUGAUCUCAUUGACCUUAACCUGGACUACAACAAAAUUGCUAAAGUGGAGGUGGAGGACUUUUACAGAUACAAAAAGUUGCAAAGAUUGGGUUUAGAAUUCAACCAAAUCAAGUAUGUGGAGAAUGGAAGCCUUGCCAGCAUUUCCAACAUAAGGGAAAUUCGCUUGGACAAUAACAAACUGAAGAGAGUUCCGCCAGGUUUGAAUUCACUUAAGUAUCUCCAGGUUUUGCUACUUCAUGCCAAUAAAAUUCAAAGUGUGGCAGUGAAUGACUUCUGCCCUGUUGAUGCAUCGGUGAAAAAGGCCCUCUUCAAUGGCAUCAGCCUCUUUGCCAAUCCCAUUAGGCAUUGGCAGAUUCAGCCAGCUGCAUUCCGCUGUGUUUCAAGCCGAGGAAUCCAUAUAGGGAACAGGAGGAAGUGAGCAACUUAGAUAAUGUUGUGUGUUCUUGCCCUAGAUGGGUUUAUUCCAACUCCAUAUGUAGCAUCAACUUUUCAUCAUGUUUAGGGAUCUACACAAGCUACUACCACUAGUCAUUGCCUGUAGCUCUCCAGAAUCUGCACGAUUUUGGAGAAAAAACAUAUUCUUGCUACUUGAAUAUGAACAUUGAAUUGAAAGAAAUGAAUCCAAUGACAGUUAUCUGGUAGAGGAAAGCUCGGAAGAGAUCACAUUUAAGAUGGUGCUAAUGACCUGAUUUUUUCUUUUACUUAUUUUUUUUUAAAACCAUUUUGUUCAAUCAGAAGGUUUGUAGGUUUAGAAAGUACCUUAUGUUUAUUUGCAGUCAUAUGCAUAUAGUUAAUGCCCAGAGAGUCAUGAGUCAUGAUUUCAGUGAUCCCCCUUUCCAGCAUGAUCUGAACACAAAAAACAUCUGUCCAAACUGUAGCAUGUCCUGGAUAUUGUUACAGUAAGAGUGCAAGGAACAGUUCACUUAUCACUUCUUUUCCACUGAUAUGUUGUUAAUGUGGUUAAAUACUGACCUGUCCUUUACCCUGGUAGUAAAAUAUUAAAUGGUCUCAAAUAGAUAUGCAGAAUUAUAUCCAUUCCUUAAGAUUCAUGCUAUCUUCAUUUCUUUAACUUUUUUGUAUCUCAAUUGUAUCUCAAAGUACUACAUUAUUGUUUGCUAAAACUGUUCUUAAAACCUUCACAUUCAGAAUGCUAUGCAGAGAUGCAAAAAAAACCCAUGCAUCCAACAAAUCUCAAGUCUACAUACAGUACUGUAUAUUUACACAUAUACUGUAUGUGUAAUAGCAUAGGACAAAAUAACAUGCUUGCCUAUAAAUUAAUACUUUAGCUCUUGCUUUAUGUAGAAUUUGAUUCCUUUCUCAGGAAAAGUGGACACUGUAUGACUAUAGUGACCUUGACUAAAAUAUCAUGAGUGUUUCAGUGACACAAUCAACUAAUCGAUUACAUCUGUCACUCCCGGAAUAAAUACAUUGAAACAUAUUUUCGAUAGAGGACUUCUUGUACAUCUCCCAUUAUUGUACCUGUUGUCUUAGAUACCUGCUUUCAACAAGCCAAAUAUAUUUAGCGAUUAAAAUUGUAUUAAGAGAUCUUUCACUGCGCUUGUUCUGCCAGUAGAUGGAACCCUCACUACUUUGGACCUAAUUUUGUGGCAACCUUCGGCCUGUACUUUGCAGUACAUUAUACCUUCACAAUGAGGCGCUACAGGGAUGUUUUUGGCAGGAAUGAUUAGACAGAGUGCUAUCUGCAAUCCAUGCAAUAGAUGAACGCACUCUUAAUGUUUUUCUAAAUUGUUUUCCAAGAAAGCACAUAGUAAAUAUCAUGAAAUUCAACCUCUUCCUCCAUGGCAGUAUUUCAACAUUCAAGUGUGGAAAAAUCCUUGAAACUAACUAAUGUAAGCAUAUCUCUUCAGAUCAUCUGUACCAGAAAUAUUUUUUUGAAAAGGUUAAAGAAAUUACAAUAAAGACAUUU